GAAUUUCAACCGUGUGUCCUUCCAUACGAGACGACGGACGAACGGACAAACGGGCGCUGGUCAUGUGAACACGGUAUCCUGUUUGCAAAGGAUCUCGUCGGGAGACUCUCGAGCUCGCAUCACUCGACGCUGCGAGUUUCCAGCGCGACGUCUUCUCACCGCGCGUUAUAUCGCUCGCGCACUUGUUGCUAUUAAAAAUCAUUUCUCCCCGGAAUUUCCCCGCGGAGAUGAAAAUCUCACGAAGCCUCUCUCAGACGCGCGCGCGAUAGACUGCACGGUGCAGCGCACAGCGUUGAGGAGCCAGCCCAGAGACUGGCACUCUCCAGCUAACUGCACUCGCGCGCAUGUUUUCAUAAUGCGUCGACAUCGCGGCUCCUGUUACAGUCGAUGCAUCCGUCGGGAGAUGCACGUCUCGCGUCCUCUUCUGCCGCGCUACCGACGUAUCUCCAAGUGCAGCUCCCUCGCCGAUGCGGACGUUCGUCGCGCGUUCCCGCGCGAGUCGACGCGCGCGUCGCGUGUGUAAUCUAAACGCAAAAGAGCUCGCCCGCUGCUUCACGGCUCCUUCACGAGUUCCGUCUCGUAGCGCGCGUGCCGCCGCUGUCCUGGGACGAGCUGUGCUCUGUCUACAGACGGGUGUGUGUGCACUUCACGGUGCGCUCUCCUCGUUCGUCGACGACGAGCUGGCUCGCCCACUUCCACGAGUCCCGCGCACUGCCUCGUCCAAGUGCCGUCGGAGCGGCUCGACGUUGUAGACUGCUCCGUUUUCUAAAGCGGCAAUGACACUGGCCUCCCGUCAGUCUCGAGUUUCACCGCACUGCGAGGACCCGACGGGCGUUUUGGUCCUUCGAAUCGGUGCUUCGAGAAUGUCUGCUCGCUGAUAGACGCGUCUCCUGCGCUGCCGAACGUCGUUCGUCCGUCGGAAAUUUUUUGCGACAUUUCCACUCGUUGCUCAAAGCAGGGAAGGAGUGUUUUGAGGGAAAGCGCGCGGUGUUCAAUAUACGUGGAUAAUCCGAGAUUUCUUAGCGACGUGAAAAUACUAUUGCACACCCGUCCGUCGAGUGCAGCCUUUGAAGCAUUCAGACUUGGUUUACCUUGAGCUUUUGAGACGUGUUUAACUCGUUCCACGCUGUAAAUAUCUCAUGUUUGGCUCCUUUUCCUCCUCCUCCCCCGGUCGGUGAAUCCGGCGAAAUCGGUUCCGACGCGUCGCAAAACGAGCGCCCGUCUUUGCGACACGCAAUUUCCGAUUAAAAGUUUCACCCGCGGCGAUACGACGCCUGCGAGCGACUCGUUCUGCAAAGCGGCAUUGCGCGGACGUGUAAGCUGCUCGUUCCCACUUCAUCAUCUCCACCUUUCGUUCGUAGUUACUUGAUCUCUCCCUGGGACCCCGAGCUUAUCAUUAACGCACGGCGUCCUGCCGACGACGUAACGUCACGAUCGUUAUCCUCUCGCCCGGACGUCAUUCCGGUGAAAUGGGUGCACGCGACACUCCGGCGAGCUGCGAACGGUGAAAUGUAGUUAGAAAACGUGUGUUUUCACCCUCACGUUUCCCGGACCCAACGACGCGGACGCGAGAAUAUCGCGAUCCUCUCGAUGAACAUCUCGUAGAAAAGGAGAACCACGGGGUCGUGCGCGUGUGUGUAACGAAUCGUCGGGUCAGAUAUGCAACUGAAUGACGUGAAUCGCAGUGGGACGAACUGAGAGAGAAAGAGAGAAAAAGAGAGUGCGAUGAACAGCCCCGCGCUCGGUUCAUAAUCGUGCCAGGAAGACACAAGCAGGAGUGCUCGAGGAGGAGGAGGGGAGGAGGAGGAGGAGGAGGACAAAUCGACGGGCGAGCGACGGGCCGUCGAGAGCAAAAUGAGGGCCCCGUUGCUCCUCUUGGGCGGCAUUGUUGUACUGUCGCUCGCGGUCGCGAGGGCUCUCUCGUGUGUGUGCUCGCCGCUGGAGUGCGACGUUCUCACCAAUGAGGACUGCCCCGGAGGCCUCAUCUGGGACCCGUGCAGAUGCUGCAAGGUGUGCGCGCGCGUGGAGGGCGAGCCUUGCGGCGGCCUCUUCGGCUUCUCGGGGAGCUGCGCCGUCGGCCUGCAAUGCGUAAUCAUGAAUCUGCUGUCCCGCACCCGGGAAAUGGACGAGGGCGUCUGCACGAAGAUCCCGGGCAGAUGGAGGAGGCACUGCCCGCACGGGCCGAUAAUGUCGGGUCCCGGUUGCAACCUGGUCGGCGAGGGAGCCGGGGCCGGAAAUGCGGCUGCCGCCGGCAAAUGCGUUUGCGGUCCGUCGGUGCCGUGGUGCCCGGGUGAGCCGCGGCCCUACAUGUACAUGACGCGGCACGAGUGCAAGCUCAAUUUGGAGGCGAAAAUUGCUUACGAUGACCUCUAUAAUUCCGGAGACACGCCGAGCGCGCCUGCCAUCGAGGGCACGUCGCUCAGCGAGUCGCGGAGCGAUCGGGAGCAGGUGGGCGAGGGAAAAGAAUCGAGACGGAACGGUUGGAAGGACGAGAGGACCGCGGAGAGCGCGCGGAUCGCCAGCUGGACAGGAGCCGCGCACGGCGCCGAGUGCCCGCAGGACAGUGUGCCGAACGAGAGCGGCGGUUGCAAAUGCGCGGACUGUCCAGUCCACAAGUGCCGACCGGGUCAGCUGGCGGUGGUGGCGAAGGGAGCAUUUUCCGGCACCCCCGGCGAUUGCUGCCCGCGCUUCAACUGCGUGCCCUCAGAUCAUCACCGAGUCGAGUUGAGCUGCCCAGAGGAUAGUGUUCUGACGGAUGACGGUACCUGCAAAUGCGUGCCGACGUGUCCGCCGCCCAAAUGUCGACCUGAUCAACGGCCGGUCGAGGUGCGGGCGGCCAAGCCUGAGACACCCGGUAGCUGCUGUCCCCUUCACGACUGCAGAGCCCUAGAUCCGAUCUUCUGGGCGAAACCCGAGGAGAAGCCGCAGAACUGUCUGCACGAGGGCGUCCCGAGAAAACUCGGCGAGGAAUGGAAGCAGAGCGACUGCAUCACUUGCACCUGCAACGAGGACGGCGCGGCGUCCUGCCACACCACCAUGUGCAAGUCCUGUGAGAACGCGAUACCGCCUGAUCCUGGCGAGUGCUGUCCCCAUUGCCCGUCGCCGACCAACACGACGGUCUUCGGCCGCUACGACGAGUCCUGCAAGACGUCCUUAGACGACUGCAAGAUGAAAUGUUACCACGGCUUCCGCACGGACAGAAAUAACUGCCCGAUCUGCGAGUGCGCCGACGAUCUGGAGGUCGAGUCGGAUGCGCUGCCCGAGGAUUAUAAAGUUUGCCCAGAGUUGCCACAUUGUGAACUCAAUUGCGACCUCGUCAAGGACGAAGACGGCUGCUCAGUGUGCGCGUGUCAAACGGCGCCGCGUUAUCCGACGAACGAUACCGCUCUGACGAACAACGACAAGCGGAUCUGUCCCGAGGUCAAGUGCGACCUCCACUGCGAACGAGGCCUCGUCAUGGAUGAGAACGACUGCACCUUCUGCGAGUGCAAGCCGCCAACCGCCGGUUGCCCGCCGCUCGUCGAAUGCAGGAAGCGCUGUAGCUUCGGCUACAAGACCAACAAGCGCGGCUGUCCUAUUUGCCGCUGUCGCGCCUCGUGCAUGGACCAUUUGAACGGGACCCAUGCAGAGGGAUCAACCUGGCAUCCGAACAGCUGCACCACGUGCACUUGUGAGACCGGCGGCAGGCUCAAUUGCAAGGAGACCAUCUGCUCGGUCGCCUGUAGUAAUCCAUUGCCGCCGAAACCAGGCACUUGUUGCCCCGUAUGCCCGAUCACGACCAUGAAGGAGAACGAGACGAUCCCAACCAGCCGAGGCUGGGGCACCGUGCCAAUCACCCUGAUCGUCGUGCUCGCGAUGCUGUGCCUGUUGCUGAUCGUCCACAUCGUGCGCAGUCGAUUCCGCGGCCGUCUGUCGCCUUCGGAAGCGGCGUACGCAUCGUACCCGCCGCAGUAUUACAAGUGUGUGCCCGUGUACGACACUCCAGUGCAUCGGAACGAGAAGAUCGUACCUCUGUAAAAGACUGUGUUGGGGACCCCACAGAGAGAGAGAGAGAGAGAAAGAGAGAGAGAGAGAGAGAGAGAGAGAGAGAGAGAGAGAGAGAGAGAGAGAGAGAGAGAGAGAGAGAACAGGCGAUUAUCGCGACGAUAUUCGCCGAUCAUCAACAGACAAGCGGCGAAUGAGCGUUAGCCAGACUAUUUUAUACGCGAUCGUCGAACAGCUGGCGAUCGGAAACUUUCACGCGACGUAUCACGCGCGACUACGACGUUAACUCUUGAACGGCGAAUCUUUUCGCAAUUUGUUCCGCUCAGGAGCGGGAUGUCGAUCGUACGAGGAAUCGCAGAAGAAUCCAAACUGAGAAGUGCUCGCGCGAACGAGCGAUAAAAAUUAACAAAAAUCACAAAAACGAUAUUAAAUGCCCGGUGUUUGUAUACGAAUGUACCAAAUUAUUCGCAUCCACGUGGCGAACGGUGAGCAGACGUUUAAGAGUUAAUAACAGCAGGAUGAUUGAUUUACAGUUCGCCCGGCGAACUUCGCGAACGUUGUCGGCGGGUCCCGACACGCGCGCGCGUAAAAACGCCGUCAACGUACUCGCUAGUUCAAGGACAAAGCGAACGUCGCAUCACGACACGCGUCAUGUGAGAGAGAGGGAACCUCUCUCUCUCUCUCUCUCCCUCUCUCUCUCUUUCUUUCUCUCCCUCUUUCAUUCUCUCUCUCUCUCUCUCCCUCUCUCUCUCUCUCUCUCUAGGCACGGCUGAAAAUACUUCGCGUAAAUUCAGUAUUAAUCCGUAAGAGCGGCAGAGAGUGAGAGUGAGUGCUUUCCAACAAUGUAUACAGGCGACACUGUAUAACACAUUAUGUUUUCCAAUUGCAACACAAGUGUCGACAUAGCUAAGAUGCUGCGUCGUCGUAUUGUGUUACUCCAUUGAUAUCAACAUUUUUACAUUUGGUAUCAUUUAUUUUUCUAUGGAGCGGUAUUCCGAUAGGAGAUAUAAUUUAUAUUCGAAACAGUAUUACAGAAAAUAUAUUUUAUUAUUUUUUCGUAACAACUUAAUUUAUAUAUAAUAUGAUCAGUUUUUUAUUAGUUUUUUAUAUAUCUGAUAAAUAAAUUAAUUAAUAAGAAAUUUUUCUUAAAAAAUAUUAACUUUUACAGCGAAAAUAUCUUCCGGCAAUUUUAUUUAUUAUUGCAAAUUGAUAUAUGUAUACUAUAUUCACCGUGCAUACACACCAGAAAAAUAAUAACAAGCUGUAUAAAGUGACUGUCUGCACUCUGGCGAUAAAAUAAAAAAGAUAAAAUAAAAUAGCAUUCCAGCUAAACAAGUCGACACUGUAUAACACAAUCUCACACAGUGUAUGACUGUGUUCCGUUGCUGGAAAGCACCCAGUGUUGCGAACUUCGGUGUCAACAGAGAAUGAGAGAGAGAGAGAGAGAGAGAGAGAAAAAAAAAGUGAAAGAAAGAGAAACGAGAGAAAACCGCCAAUUCGCACCAAAUUCACAGCGCAUUUUGCCGAGACUUCCUUCCUCCUCUCCUCUCGCCCCCGUCUCUCGUAUACCUUAACUUAAUCGUGUAACCUGUAAAUUAUAUAAUUAAACAUAGCGUAAUAUCUUACAGUUAAUAUAAUAUAGGUAAAUGUUAUUAAUGUUAACCAACCCCAUCGUAGGUCUCUAAAUUAAAUGGAAGAUUAAAAUAACGGAGACAAUAGUCUCAACCGUAGUAUUAGCACCCUUGAUCUCUGGACCAUCAUCAUAUUAUCUCGCGUUGUGAUUAAUGAGCGUUUAUACACGAGGUGAAGAACAUUCUGUUUUCUUUAUCCUGGUUUUUAUUCUCUUUCGUUUCCUUUUUUUUGCCGAAGUUUAUGCGAUUUGACGCGUAAUCGACGAUCGUGUCCUCUCCUUGAAAGAACGUGAGAGAUACUUUUUAUUCAUUAUUUAUAUAUUCCCCUCUAUUCCAACGAUGUUAUUACGUUAGAUUCGUUCACCGCGGCACGUCGUUUCACGUAUCUGCCGAUGGCAUAAUGCCUCGGUGCGUUCCUCUCUCGCUUUUGCCUUCUCAUCGGUAUUAAUGAGGCGCAGAGCUUACAUUCUCCGGCAUUCAACGACGGAUUUGUCCGAAUUCUAAACCGACCUGCCGCGAUAUGAUACGUGAGAGAACGAGUUUGUAGACUUAGUCACUUAGGCUUAGCCGUUUAACAGCUGUGUUAUUAGACUGUUCCUAUGUUCUAUAUCUUUUAUUAUUAACGCAAGAACCCUCUCUAUCUCUCUCGUACUCUCGCACUCUCGUGGAGCACUCUUGUGUGUAAUAUUUAUAUGUCUGAGGAAUUUUUUGGUUUGCGCUGUGUAAUCGCGAAACGGGAAUGCCAACGGCUGUCGUUUCGUCGUCUGUCGGUGACGCGGAGCCCGGUCGCGGCUCGCGCCGCGAAGGAAGAAAGAGACACACACAGAGGACAGACACGUAUGUACAUAUACACCGUAAAAGUUUAGAUUAAGGCGAUCGAGACGACGUGAAAAAUAAUAAAGAAGAAAAACGAAAAAAAGCCUCCUCUUCGAAACUCCGUCGCGCGGCACGAUCGACUUUGAAGAUUUGCGCGCUCGGCGAUGCGCGAGCGGAAAUAACGGUGCGCGCGGAUCACAAGCGGAUGAUAAGCAGGCGUUUUGCGUAUAUCCAUACGUAUGUAUACCCAUACCCACACGUUCCAUAACUUCUCGGCUGCUUGUACAUACGCGCCCGGAAGUUCGCUCUCUCCGGCGGCUUGGUGAAAUUCUCGGGUGGUGGACCCGAAUUAUUUUCGGACGUACUCUGAACUAACAUCGCGCACGCUUGAAUAGACGCACCUUGCUCGCACAUAUAUAUUUCAUAUACCGCGGUAACGAGCGGUGUGUGCGCUCAGCUACGAUAUGUUGGCCGAGAUAAGAUAAUGUGACAGCGCGCGGGACGAAGACGCGCGAGGACGGCAAGGAGGUCGUGCGGAAUCAAAAAUCGAAGGGGUUGGACGGAAAAUAUGGACGAAGGAAGAGAGAGAUCGUAUACGAUCGAAUGGGAGCAACGUAGUGUCGCUGAGAUCCGCGCGAACGACCGUCUUCGAGCACGGAAUGACGACGCCACCGCCACGAAACGAACCAUACAUAUCCAUGUGCUUGUACACACAUACGCACGUAGCUCGGCUCUUCUUCUCUCCUUUCCUCUUGCCUUCCCCCCUCCCUUUUCCUGUGUCCCCCUCAGUCGUAAUUGAAACACAUACAUAUAUUUUUUCAAUGUGACACUCUUGUCUUUACAUAUCUCUCGUGUGUAAUUGUGGUAGCCUAUAUUAAACUUACUUAUACGUUACACUACACGUGUGGUCGCACGUGCGUAAGUGCAUACCGUAUUGUUAUUGUCUAAUGAACCGCAGGCUGUAUUUCGCACGUGUGCAUGUACUUCGGAGACAAUAUAUAUGUAGUGUAUCGAGACAGAUCCGGGUAGCGUUUGCGUGUGUAUGUGUAUGUACACACACACAAUACACAUACACACACACACAUUUACCUGUAAGGAUUAUUCUUUUCGUUGUAUCGUAACGCAGGAUGUUCGUAACAAUAAUAACGUCGGCAGGUAACAAUAACGGUUUUAAUGAUAAAGAUAGUAAUAAUAAUAAUUUAGCAUGCAUACACAGUCGGUUCUCGGCGACGAGCACGAACUACCACACAGUGAACGGUGCAUACAACAAUAAAAAUUUGUGAUAAACGGGAUUUCGGACGUUUCGUCUGCGCCUCGCGGAAUUGCGAAUUUCCGCGAUCUCUCUGUGUCUCUCUCUCGAGAAAAUUUUGUAACGCGUCGACGUCCGCCUGCCCUAUCCCCCUCUUCCUUCCCAGGAUCUGCGAUUUACCUCCGACUUCGAUCCGGCGCCGACCCGUCGGAGGAGCGCCCAAUGACGCCAUUUAAUCAAUCGCGGCGACGAAAAGGAGCGGAUUAAACGCUUUUUCUUUUUUGUUGACCUCAUGUGCAAAAAAGCGAGGCGAAUCCGCGCUCGUUCGCGGCGAAGCAUUAAGAGGCAACGCAAACGCCACAUUUGACGUGGCUAUCAAUUCGACCGGCGCAAAAUUUGCCGUUUAAAUUCCAAGCGAAAUUACACUAUCAUAUGUAAUUUGUACAACGCUGGUGAAAGGAAAAAGAGAAAUUGAGAUAUGUUGUAUUUAUAGGAAAUCUGUAACUUAAGACAUCACACGGAGUGUACGAUGGGAACAUAUUUUAUAUCCCGCGCUAGAUGCCCGAUUAUCCGCCUCGAGAUGACAGAGCCUAAUCUAUAAGGUGUCCCGAGAAAGUCGUACGAAGUGGCCCAUGCAAGUGUAACUAUUUAUUCAGUGAUCAGUGUGCUGUCACAGUCGGCGUCAUAUAUGCCAUUCCACUGCCUGGAUCGAGAGUUACACGACUUACGCAUCAACGCAUAAAGUCGAAGCAAUUAGAGCCACUGCAAUCUUAUUGUUAUAAUUGGAGUUACUCAUACGAUUUUCAACCUCAUGUGUAUAUAUGUAAAUCGUGUAACUAUCUUCCUAGGGAAUGAUGUGGUAUAUAUGACGUUGAUUGUACAUUUGUUCAUAAAUCUGAAGUCAACCUUUCCCUAACAAAAAUUCAGAGCAACAUUUUACUUCCCUUUUAAUAUUGAAUACUCUCAAAAUUUCGAACUGUUAAAUCUUUCUACCAUUAAAUACUACUGUGUACUUCGAUGCAUAUGAGAAUGAGGUUCUUGACUUUUUUGUUGAGAACAGCGAAUAAUUAAAGGAAAAUGAAAUCCGCGCUACACUCGUAUACACUUUCUCGUGAUUUAUACAGGAGGACACAUUAUCGAAAUAUUAUAGAGAAUAGAGGAAGAGACUUACAGUUUUAUGAAUCGAGCGUUACGACCGGUUUUUGAGUGCAGUUACGAACAAAUCGAGUAGUGUUGUACUUGUGCGCUCUUUGUACAAAUUCCCUGUAACGUGAUCAUAUCAGUGUAACUUAGAUUUAACUUAACAUAUACGUACAUUAUACAGCUAUACAUACUGGACGCGCAAUGUUGAAAAAUAGCUCUUGUAUGUUAAAUAAACCGAGAUUAAAUAAAAUUGUUGAUAUGUGAUGUUGUAA
This is a messenger RNA of Odontomachus brunneus, 9095 nucleotides long. RefSeq names its product cysteine-rich motor neuron 1 protein-like (gene cmpy). NCBI's taxonomy places the organism in Eukaryota, Metazoa, Arthropoda, Insecta, Hymenoptera, Formicidae. Gene Ontology annotation, molecular function: serine-type endopeptidase inhibitor activity; protein binding. The transcript has 12 exons. The record is from RefSeq and is a predicted model, not a curated record. The coding region runs from base 1855 to 4017 and encodes 720 amino acids. Gene Ontology annotation, cellular component: extracellular region.